AAGGCAUCCACAUCGAAGAAAAUUUGGAUAAAAGUUUUGUGGUUUGUUGAGAAUCAUCCUUAAGUUUACUGUGGUUUUUUAUCACCGAAAGGAAAAGUGACCUAUAUGUAACCAAGUGUGUUCACUUGGAAUUGAAGUGUCUAUAAUAGCAUCUGGAUUUUUAACAGAACGAAAAACUGGUGAUUGUUGUACAACCGAGUCUGAUAUCUGGCAACACGGGUUCCACAAUGAUGCAGUUUUUUGGUCUGUUGAUAUUUUUUCACUGCGUUGCAACAGCGAAGGCCGCAAAAGUCGUGGUGAGAACUUCCGGAUCAGCUCUACCGUACACUGGGAAUUACGGUACGUCCAAUCAGUCUUUGUUACUAGCUGAAUUGUUUGAAAAUUACUAUCAAGGAGUGAUUCCAAAAUGUUACGGACUUGACGGACCGGUCGAUGUUAACGUCGGAAUAGCCAUCCGUCAAAUUAUGGACGUGAACGAACGAGAGCAGGUAAUGAAUCUGAACGCUUGGAUACGUUUGUCGUGGACGGAUUGUCAGUUACGAUGGGAUCCCGACCAAUACGGUGGAAUAAACUCUCUGACCCUACCUCACGACAAGAUCUGGUCCCCAGAUAUUACACUGUACGACAACAACCAAGAAAGUGAAGGCGGUUUACCCGGUUUAUCGGAUUACCGACCAACCGUCCACGCAGACGGAACCGUACACUACAAUUUUCCUACUGUUCUACACAGCUUGUGCACCAUAGAUCCUUUGUAUUUCCCUUUUGACACUCAAGUUUGUCCUUUGAAAUUCGGUUCCUGGUCUUUUCAUGGAUUCGACGUGAAUGUAGUGAACAUGACGGACGGAGCGGAUGUCGGGUCGUUUAAGAAGAAUGUGGAAUGGGAUUUAGUCAGUGCAAACAGCGUUCGGCAUGAACUAAUGUACCAGUGUUGUCCGGAACCCUACCCAGACGUGACCUUUUAUAUUCAAAUUGCCAGGAAACCUGUCUCAUACGUCGUCAACAUAAUAUUCCCUUGUAUUCUUAUUUCCGCUAUCGCUUUGCUGGGUUUCAUUUUACCGGUCGACUCAGGUGAGAAGAUCGGUCUAGAAAUUACAGUGCUGUUAGCUCUUGCGGUAUACGCACAAAUAGUCUCCGACUCUUUACCGUCGUCUGCGCAAAUUCCGUACAUCGGAGUGUUCUUUUCUUGUUCGAUGAUUAUGGUGUUUGCUUCAUUGGUAAUAACUGUUUUAGUUUUAAACAUUAACUUCCGGGGUCAACUGGGAAAACAGGUUCCACGUGUGGUAAAAACGGUGGUACUGAACUGGCUGGCUCGAUUGGUUUUCCUGUACAAUUCUGACAACCGCGUCAACCCAGUCCAAAAACUCUACAAAAAGAAGUUUUUAUGUGAAAAGAAUGGCCUAGACAACAAAGCGUUUGUUGAGGAUGAACUGAGUGGAGAAAAGACUAAAAACAUCAAAAAUGGGAAUAACAAUCACGUGAAACAAAUCGUCCCUUCGAUAGAAUCUCCAACUCAGGCUAUGAUCGACGUCAUGAAGGAUCAGCUUUUGAUUCUUAGAGCCGUGAAUUCUAAUCUGCAGGAUAAAGCGGCGGAUGAAGAAAUGACGGGAGAAUGGCAGCUAGUGGCUCUGGUCAUGGACAGGAUUUUCUUCAUUUUGUUUUUGUUUUUCACUGUUAUAAUGUCCUUGACGACCAUUCUAUCAGCUAUGGGAAUGUAGAAGUUGACGACUAUUCUUUCAGCCAUGGAAAUGUGAAUGGACAAAUGCAGAAAUCCAAAAAGAGCUAAUUGUCACUGAAGUUUAGAUUAGAAACCUUAACUCAACUCCUAGUCCUAUCAAGAAGCAUGAAGUCGUAACUCUUGUAUGUUAUAUUAUGACAAAAAUGUUCGGAAUGUGACGCUCUCCAGUCAGCGAGAAAGUAGAAGUGGGAAAGAGAAGAAACACUACCAACUUUAGUUCCCCUAGUGAAUACAAACUAAAACAAAUUUUUAUCAGUCUCUUCAUCCACUGAGCUAUGUUCUGUUUUAUCGUGUUUAGCAGUGACGUUCGACUUUUCACUUUGAUCAACGCUUGGAAUAACUCGCUUUUGUUUUUAAUACGAUACGAAAUCCAUUGAGUUCAUAAUCAACUAGAGGUCUUUUUUAUCGUUAGCCAAUGAAUUGUUUUGGCCUCCUUUUGUGAGAUUGAUAAUUGAUAAAAUGCUAUAUUUAAGAAAAAACAAACGUAACUUUACGUCAGAAACUGUACAACUGCUCGAAGAAAACUUUUAAUGUAAGAUAGUCAAGCGAAAACUUGUGUUUUUAUGGCUUUUAAUCGUGUUUUAUCCGAUGAAAUUAAAGGAAUGCUUUUACAUUUUUUUUUAUUGAUUUUUAUCAUUUUUGUAAUAAACCGUUUGAUAAUUAGAGAUGCAAUAAAUAUAUAUAUGUAU
This is a messenger RNA of Lottia gigantea (owl limpet), 2424 nucleotides long. RefSeq lists its product as hypothetical. NCBI's taxonomy places the organism in Eukaryota, Metazoa, Mollusca, Gastropoda, Lottiidae. The coding region runs from base 228 to 1715 and encodes 495 amino acids. Gene Ontology annotation, cellular component: postsynaptic membrane; neuron projection; synapse. The transcript has a single exon. Gene Ontology annotation, biological process: regulation of membrane potential; signal transduction; nervous system process. The record is from RefSeq and is a predicted model, not a curated record. Gene Ontology annotation, molecular function: acetylcholine-gated monoatomic cation-selective channel activity; transmembrane signaling receptor activity.